Molecule: messenger RNA, 14060 nt
Organism: Xyrichtys novacula (pearly razorfish)
Lineage: Eukaryota; Metazoa; Chordata; Actinopteri; Labriformes; Labridae
Source: the annotation of a GenBank genome assembly
GGCGGGGCUUUAACAUAUCCGUUCCAAGUAGUACCGUUUGUGAGCUCCGGCAACAGAUGGCGGCGGUGGCUGGGAAGACCUCCAGCACAAAUCUGACGGGGUGGAGGCACUGAUGGAGGAGUCCGGAUCAGCUUCUAGGGAUGUUUGUCUCUUAAAGAACCGGGACGAGACUCUGUCGACCUGUAUUUUUUAGAAAAUCCAAGCCAACUGCUGUGGGUACACUCCCUUUGAACCGUGGGAUUCUACUGGAGGCCGCAGAAGCCUCGGGCUAGAUUUGUCGACACACCGAUAAGAGUAAGAAGAUCUCCGCGGGACUAUUUGGAAAGUCUCUCAUGGACGCACUUCUUUGAGUUUCUCGAUUUGAAAUCUGUGUUGUAAUUUCUGGAGUUCGUUGUGUUUUCUCGAUUGAAAAAACAUGCACUGGUGUUGAAGAGAAAAAUAAUUCAUGAGACAAGCUAACUCCGUAGCUAGCCAGCUUGCUAUCAUGCUAGUCAGAUACUUAGCAUCGAAACUUUAGCAUUUUGAAUGAAUGAAUGAAGCGGCAGCUGCUUGCGUUUAAGUUGAAACUGCGUGUUUUUGUUGAAACUACGCAUCUGUAUAUUAAAUCUGUGAAGAGACUGAGCCUCAUUGGCUGACUCUUGUUUGCCCGCUUGCUGGUACAUACCCACAGAUGGACAGGAAUGCGGCUCCUGGGAGUAGGUGGACAGCGGCGAUUUAGCAUUAGUGUUGUGCUAAUACUGACUAUAGCCUGGUAAUGUUAAUGAGGCAGGGGGAAGCUAACUUUAGCUAGCUAGAAUUUUUUUGCACUACUUGGAUUUGGCUGCAACAGUGUGAAGCUUACACCCGGUUCGGGAUGGGGAAUACGGUGUCAUGCUGCGUCUCCCCCGAGUCGAGCCCCAAGCUACCGUCGAGACAACCGGCGGAGCGGCUGGAGGAGUUCCAGACCAGCACCGAAGUGAGCGAUGAUAACACCGUGCCCUACCUGCAGCACAUCAGCGACAGAGAGAUCCCUGAUGGUGAGUGUAAACCUCAGUUUCUGAGAUUGCUUAAACUUGUUCUGUUUCUUUAUUGUGUUUAGGCCCGUGAACGUCACGCCCUUAUUGUUUGUUUAUGGGGAGUUCCGUCUAAAUCCAACCACUGCCACUGUGAAAAGUCUCCUGGUGAAGCUCAUUGGAAAACAGUAGUGGAAAAAAAUCAUCAUAUUCCAGUUUGGAUAUGACAGUAUGUGAGGGGUCAGAUGUCGCAAUACAAUUUUGAGCUGUCAAUCUUAUUAACUGGUGUUUUCAAGCCACUCAUAACAGGCACUGAUACCUACAAAUGUGUGUAUCUUGAAAAACUAGGGCUGUAGACCACUAAUACACUGAGGUAGGGCUGGGCGAUAUGGGAAGAAGUUUAUCACGAUAUAUUUUUUUCAUUCUCAGUCGAUCUCGAUAAAUAUUACGAUAUAGAAAAUGAAAUUUAACAGUUUAAAUUGGUAGCAUGUCUUUUACAAUAUAAUAAGCUACUCCAUCUGUGAUGUCUUUGUGUCUCUUUGAUGUGUUGUCGGAAGGCGUUGCGCUAGAGAAAGCAGACUGAAUGGUCGGCUGCAAAGGCACCUUGGGCUCCUUGCUCCGCUCGGGGUUUGUAACCUAUUGCAUUGUGCGUGCUUCAGGUGGUGAAAAAGAUUUGAGAUAUUCCUCGACUUUGCGAGAACAUGUACUCAAAAUAAUCUGCAGUGCACAUUACUCUGCUUCAUGUCCGACCUCAAAAAACCAAAAUACCUCCACACCAUCAACGUUUUCAUGCCAGUCUUGUCGACGAUGUUGUCAUCUGUUGAGCCUUCAUCUGCAUUUCUUCUGAGGGUAGCACUCAUGUCCUUUUUUCGUCACCGACAGUGCUGUCAGCUUCAUGUGUUAAAGUGCUAUGGUUGCGUGUAGCUGCAGCCUGCUACUGGUUCAAUGCCGAAUGGACCCGAAGCAACUCCCCUUUUCAUUGGCUAUUCAUAUAGUCUACCAAAACAUGGCAGAAAGCUGACUAUUGAAAAGCAUAUUGAUUGUGUUUUAUAUUGAUAUUGAGGGAAACCAGUUUUCAGUAUAUAUCGUUUUAUCGCCCAGCCCUACACUGAGGGUGCGAUUAAAAUGCUUCUGUAGUUUAAAAUGAUCAUGCAGCAGUCAGUCUGUAUGAAUAAGUGACAUUUAAAAACACAUGUUGGUCCUGCUGAAAUUGUAAUAAUUCGAAUACCUGUAAGUCAGACUGGCAUUCUGACAUGAUUAGGGGAUCAAUUUUCUCUUGCGUGCAUUAAACUCAUUUGGCCCAAAACUGGUCAGAGUAUUAUGUGCAUGCACUCGAGUUUGCAAACCAGGCUUUUGAUCCAGAAGCUAGACAGCAUAAAAGCAUAAAAGGAUGCAGGGUAAUCAAAACCUGAACAGAUAAAGAAUGGAAGUAAAUAAGACAGAUAUUUUAAUAAUUAAAAAAGCUGCUGAGUUGUUAAAUGUCAGUGUUUUCACAGGUCCACUUACAUACUUUGUCGAUUGUUUUGGUAUGCGAUGUAAGAGGCAGAGCUGAACAGGGUCCAGGAGUAAUUAGCUGGGAAAUGUUUCUCCUUAAGUUACAUUAGGUCCAAAAACAGUUUUUUCACUACUAAAUUUGAGGGUUGCUUAUCUUCAUCUGGCUGCGUCAAAAUGAUUCGAAAGCACAGCCACCUGAAAUGGUCAAAUCCUCAUAUGUGAAGUUGGAAAGCAUUACUUCAUCACAUCAGAUACUUUUUUCAUAUUUUUUGCAUUUACCUCAGGCUGUUGAGAUGUGUUUAGCUCCGGGUUCUAGGACUCAGUGUUCUGUACAAACAAUCAGUGCGAAGGGGAUUUGGUUCUCCAUAUCUCUUAGACCUGAUCUUGUGUUUUAAUAUAUUGGAGGCAUUUCUCCAACUGGUAUUAACAUCAAAACAACCGUACAGCUCCACUUUUAUAGUCAUGCGAACUGGUCCAAUCUUUAAUGUGACUACAGAUAACAGUUGGAUGGCACUCUCUCCUUAACGACUGCAGUGAAAGACUUAGACACUCUAUUGCCAAGUCAACAGACGUGUUUAUUGUCAUCUCGUCCUGCUGCCAACAGUGCCUGAUGAUACCGAGGAUGAUGAUGGCAUUCUUGGCUCUCUUUAGUUGGGCACUGCUUCAUUUUGAUCGCAGUGGUGUCACAUUACAAGUCAGACAUUAACAAUGAAAACAAACCCCUUAUCUCCUUGGCGCCACAUUAACCCCUAAGAUCAAUGAAAACAGGCUUUUCCCAAAGCUUUAUUCUCAAGUCCUUCUUUAAGCAGGUUGGGGAGAAAGCUGAUUAAAAUCGAGAUCAUGCCCUAGACAGGAGAGACAUUAAUUUUAUACAAGCUCGUGUGAACAAAAUGUGUUUUAAGGUGUUUCACACAGGGAAAUUAACUAAGCGUCACUGCCCCUGCUUCUGCAACGGUAACUGUGAAUUUGCUGGAGGUGUUUGGAGACCCCCUCUCACUUUUUCUGCUCACGCUGUGAACUCACGCUGUCAUACAGACCCCCUGAAGGGAAGGCAUCCCCAGAUAUUCCUCUGUGUUGAUGGCCCAAACUCAGUUUAGCACUCCAGUUACAAGUGUCUCCGCUCCUCAUUGACAGCCAGACAUGCACAGUCAGUGGUCAUUCCACUCGUGUUGUUGUGUACGGUCAGUUGUGUGUGUGUGUGUGAGGGAGUGCAGCUUGGGGCAACCAGCUGUUGGCGAGGUGAGGGUCAGAAACAGUCCAGCAGUCCUUUCUACAUUCCUCGUGUCUCUUCUCGCUGUCUUCACCUCACAAACGCAGCCAUCGCCUAAUCCUCAGUCCUUUAUGUAACGUGCUGUCGGUACGGAUUUAGAUAAAGAGCACAGUUCUCCGAGCCAUGCUUGUAUAUAAACCAGCGCAGUUGUAAAUUUCACUUUCAGGCCUUUCAUGUAUGCGCUGCUGGAGCUUACAGUCCUAUCUAUAAAUACCUCAGUGUCUGCAAGUAGUUAGCCCCCAUCAAUAAAAAGUCUUUCAAGUCAACCAAUCAAGGUUAAUGUUUAUUCUGAUUUUGGAUUUGAGUGAUUUGAUUAUUGUCCCUUGAGAGAAAUAUGGGGUUUUAAUCUUUAAUAUAAAUAUAAUUCUAUGAAAAAUUUCCACACAAAAAUCUGUCUUGCCUCAUAACCGCUUUUCUAACUUACAGACACAAUAAAACAACUUUUUACCUCUUUGGCAAUUCUCAGAAAUAAGUGCUUGGAUAAAUCCGUGGAGUGUCAAUGCAAAAAUGACAGAUGAUAUCAGUGGGUGCUGUGACUAUGUGUCAGAGUAAAGUGUCUGCUGAUAGCUUCCUCUUUUUUUCUCAUGGAUUUAUCUCUACCAGGGAGUAAGAAGUAAACAGCAGACAGUCAGCCUCUGUUGUUGUUGUUGUUAGUUUGUUUAUGAAUGCCUUCUGUACUCUCUUGUUUUCUCAGAAUUGGCCUUGGAGUCAAACCCAUCAGACCACGCCCGAGCGAGUACCAUCUUCCUUAGCAAGUCCCAGACAGACGGUGAGCAAUCCUGGCAUGACACACACACAAACACAUACACACAUACACACAAACACAUGUCAGUGAUUCAUGUGUAUUGUAUUCACGAAAACUAAAUGCUCAUUCAAGUCACUUGAUCUUCAACACUUAUUUCAAAAAGUUAGAGCACCUAGUAAAAUGUUGGUAACAAUGGACUUAGAUAGUUUUCAAAUGGCUUUUUUACUUGAAAAUACUUCAAAAACAAAAUAUCAAUUGCUGAAAUUUAUCAUCAUCUUUUCUUUUAAAAACUGAACUUGGAGAAGACCAGAUUAUGGAGCUUUGAAAGUGAAAUGGUUUCCCCAUUCUUGAUACAGAAUUUCAGCAACUCAUCAGCUGCUUUGACACAUUUUUUGUUUCAUGAUGUGCCAAAUGUUUUUGAUGACUGACAAGUCAAGGCUGCUGGUUCACCAGUUCAGCACCUGUUCUGCAAGCUGUGCUGUUUUAGUAAAGGAAAAACUGUGGUUCAGAAUUAUCUUGCUAAAAUAUGCAAUGGUACUGAAAAAAGAACCAUCUGAAUGGUUGCAAAUGUUGCUUUUUAACCUUCACUAUCAGCAUAGAGAGAAUGCAUGAGCACUUGUGCAACCCUGUGCCACUGAGGAUGCUUCAGAAAUGCUUUUAUAAACACUCUUUCAUUGUAACACUCUAUAUGUCGCCUUUAUACUAUUUAUGUAAAUCUGUUUUUAUUAACAUUCAACACAACAUCUGACUGACUUUGGGGGCUUUUACUUUUUGCUGCAUGUAAACAAUCUCUCAAAAAGUCAGGUGUCAGUUCACAUUUUACUCUAAACGUUGCCUGAUAUAUUUCGAUGCAUCACAGUAUGUACUGCACACUUAACGUCUGUUUUCCUUUGCAGUACGAGACAAGAGGAAAAGCAACCACAUAAAUCAUAUCAGUCAUGUAAGUGUCCCAAUCUUGAAUGUGGAUCAUAAUCUUGUUUCUACAUGCUAAACUGUUCUGUUCAGUCUGACACUAACAUGACCCCAAUACUGGCAUUUUCUUUGAAUUUCUUACUUUGUUUAUGAAGCUCAUUUUGGUCCCAAGUCCAGACUGUCAAAAAUGUAUUCAGUGUUAAUCCAUGAUUUGGUCGCUGCCAGCAGAGGAAAGCUUUAAUAACAACAUUGGAGCUCUGUAUUAAAACACCAGCUCCUGAAGCUGUUUAUAAAAAGGUGAACUAGAAGACCUGAUUGAACUUUUUACCUAAGUAACCCCAGGUUUGUGCACUCUGUGAACUAAUGUUGUACAUGUGCAUCUCAGUAAAUUAGGCUAUUGGAAAAAGAGUUCUAACAAUUGUACGAUUUUUCAGAAAGUGAAAAUUUAGUAGAUUCUAUACUUAAAAAUGUGAAACUAAAAAGAUUCAAGCUUUUUGAUAUUUCAGUUAAGUUUUGAUCAUGAGUUUUAUCAUUUUGAGUAAAGGAUUAUUUGAACAGUAUAGAUACUGUAUAUUUCUGAGUGUAGUUCAAAACCACAUGACCACAAUCACUGGGAAGAUGCUGAAUUGACAGCUGUCCAAAAAGUGAUCAUCAAAUAUGAAAAACACAUAAAUAGAAAGAAGAUUGUUGUUGAAGAUUUUCAAGAAGAGUUGAUUCAAAAGGAGGGCGAGUGGUACAGAGGUGCAGAGUCCAAGGUGUUGGGAGUCCAGUGUAACAUUUCUGCAGUCUUUUAUGAUUUUGGGUGCCGUGUCAUCUGCUGGUGUUGGUCCAAAGUCAAUGCAGCUGUCGACCAGGAGAUUUUGGAGCCUUUAAUCAGGGUUCCUACACAGUUGGAAUUCCCAUACUUUUCCAGAGCCUACUUUAAAAUAAUUUUUGGAAAUACCUAUGUUUCUCUUUUAGAAAACAGUAUCUUAUGAAUAAGUGAACUUUUUUCAAGAUGAUCUUAUUUAUUGAGAUGCACCUUUAAUCCUUGAAGCAGACCAUCAUGAUGGCAUCUCCCACUCGUCUCAUUUUCAAUAAAGGCAUCAGCUCCAAAAAUAAACUGUAACCUCAUUAUGUAUAAAAAGCACAAACACCACCAUAAAGCAGCUUGUACAGCUGCAGAGGACUCAUAAAUAAUGCCUGUGUUUUGGCACCAUUUUCUUCCUGCUGCUGUUUUUUCCUUCAUAGAAAGAAUGACGACUUGUCUCUUAUCUCCUAAUCCUGACUUGUAUAACUGAAGACAGAAACCAGAUACCGGGAAAACUACCUACAGCUUUUAAAACGAUUGAUUGUCAUUUUGAUGUCCUCAGGUAUCUCCUGGCCCACUGUCAAAGAAAUACAGCUCCUGCUCCACAAUCUUCAUCGAUGACAACACGGUCAGCCAGCCAAACCUCAAAAGCACAAUCAAAUGGUGAGAAUUUCAUACAGAGUUAUCAACACACAAUGAUGAGUUGUCCCAAAAGUCGAUCAUUUCACAGAGAAAAUCCUGUUACGUCACAGCGUUGUAAUCCUGAAGUAAUACUCAAUGGAUGCGUGACUAAACCAGAUGUCCCCCUGAUUCAGGACUCUGGUCUGUAAUGACAUUAGAUCGGUGAAUCGGGACACAUUUUAUCAGGAUUAUGACGACGUGUUUUCAGGGGGUUCCCUGCAAAUUUUUGGUGAUACUGUCUGGUCUGACACACAAAGUCAUAGACACAACAGCAAAGUAAUCUGCUGUUUGGAUGUUUUUAUUUUAUUAUUUCUAUAACUCUAAAACUGAUCAACCAUUUUCUUCUGUCCUCUAAUUUUUCUCUCUUUCCUCAGUGUAACACUAGCCAUAUACUACCACAUCAAAAACAGGUUUGUGUCUGUUUUGAACUAAAUUCUUCACUUUAUUUCUGCAGCACAAAGUUGUGUUUGAGAUAUAUCACUGAAUGUCAUGUGUGCUCUUUAGGGACUCUGACAGGUCACUGGACAUCUUUGAUGAGAAGUUGCACCCCUUAUCGGUGAGUAUGAUGAUGAGUGACUCAUUUACAUGCCCUGAGAGUAAAAAUGGAGCAACUCAGUUGUUUAGUCGGACUGUGAAAGUCACUAUUUAACUAUUCACAACUCCUCUGUUUAGCCAGAGAUAGUUGGAUUAACCUAAACUGACAAACACUUGCUUAGUUGAUUUGUUUCCUCACCCUCUCCUGGUGUUAUUUUAAGAGUUGUCCUUUUGGUUUUAAUCUGGAGAUAGGGACUUACGAGUGCUGUCUCUUUUCUGACGCCCCUAAUAGGUAGGUCUUUGUAGGAUUACUCAAAUUUGAAAUGCGGAGACAUUUCAAACAAAGCUGGAGCUUUUUAUUAGAUAUGACAGGAUUACCAGUGCCUGUUUUAGAAACACAACUCCAAUUUAAUACAUUUCUCUUUUAAAUGUCAGCUUACUAGAGUUGUUAGUCUUACAGGCUGAGGGACUGUUCCUACAAGGUUUUUUUUCUCUCUUUACUGCCACUGUGGCCAAAAUCUCAAGAAUAGAAAAUACAUUCAAGAAAGUAAUAAUAAAAUAAACACCAACGCUAUUGAAGUCUGUCUCAAAUUGGCUUAACAUGAAGAAACUUUAAGUUAUUUCAUCACUUUUUUAGAGCUGUGAGCAUUCAUGUGUCUUGUACUGUUUCUUCUUCACAGAGAGAGCCAGUGCCGGACGAGUACUCCCGCAUAGACCCUGAACACAAGCUGAUCUACCGCUUUGUCAGAACACUCUUCAGUGCUGCACAGCUAACUGCAGAAUGUGCCAUUGUCACUCUAGUAAGUCUGUCUCUAAUGUUGUACUGUACUCUGCUUAUUUUGUAUCUACACAGAAAGAAAAAGUGAAAUGGAAAAAGAAAGAUUACACAUAAAACAAACUUUUAAAGCUUUUAUUGGUCCAUGACUGUUUUAAAAACGCUUAAAUAUGUGAUCUAAUUUCCCAUUGAGGAGAGCGCUGAUGACGUUACACCUGAUUUAGUCAUUCAUGCUGUUAAAGAGGAGUUAGUGAUACUUUUAAAUGGUCACCAGGGGGCAGUAAACUCCUGCAAACUGACUUACCCUAAAUGACAGUCAACAGGAGAGUGUCUUUGUUCAGGUCACACCACACAGACACCAUAGACCUGUUUCUAUUUACUAACUUAGUGAACAUGUCGGACCUUAUUUUGUAGUUUAACUUUGCUUCACUAAGACACACAGGAGGUUUUUUAAAACACAUAAAAAACAUAAGAGAAAAGUAGCUCAUUUAUUUAUGACCAACCUGGCUGUUAUUCCUGGUGAUAUAGCUGAGACAUUAGCUUGAUAAUCUUGAGGACUCAGCUGCCCAAAUCUUGGAUGUAUCAAGUUAAAAUUUUGGUUCUCGCUCUCCCUUAAGGUAUACUUAGAACGCCUACUGACCUAUGCUGAGCUGGAUAUCUGCCCCGCCAACUGGAAGCGCAUCGUCCUGGGAGCCAUCUUGUUGGCCUCCAAAGUCUGGGACGACCAGGCCGUGUGGAACGUAGACUACUGCCAGAUCCUCAAAGACAUCACUGUGGAAGACAUGUGAGUUAUCUUUGUGGAGAUGGUGAAAGUACAUGAAGAUGAAACCUGAAUCCUUUUCUAUUACUGCCUCAGUAAAAUGAGACUUUGAUAGAAUCGACAGUUUAGUCAUUUCCUUCAUUUAUAAAACUAGAGACUAAAUACCUGACCUCUGAAUCUGAAGUAUUUGACAGCCAGGAGAAAUGUGUGGAAAUGUUGGUUUUAGUUAGAGUUAGAGCGAAGGUCAUCUGUGCAGGUCAAUUUGUGCAUAACCUAGUGCUACACCUGUGAUCCCUCUGUAUUUUUUUGGUAGUAUUUUUUUUUUUGGGAAUUAACUGCAAUGGAAGUCCAGUUUGCCAGUUUUUCAUUAAAUGAAGAAUAUUUAACCAGGUGUCUGAAAUUUGAAGUAUUUCACUCGUUUCUAGUCCAAAUGGUAUCGAUCAGUAAGGCACCAACAGUAACACUGCUGCAAAAUUUCUAAGCACUUAGAUUUUCUUGACUCUGCUUUCAGGGAUACAUGUGUAGUAGCAGAUUUGGUCUCUCCACUCAAAAAAAAAAAAAAUUUAAAAGUUGUUUUUCCUCCUGAGAAAAGAUCUGCCAAAGCCUGUUUUUCUUUUUACAAAUCUGCUUCAUGAUGUUGUUUCGUUCCCACAAACUCAGGGAGUGUGAAGCCCCUGUGUAACUUUUUACAGACUGUGGGGUGUAAUGCACGGAGAAAUGACAGUGUUUACUUUGCAGACAUAUUUCGAGGGGCAGAUUGAGCUUCACUCUUCAUCUGAACUGUAGCUUUAGAUUCCAGACAUCAACAAAUUUAUUAAUAGAAAAGACAAUAGGUCCAUUUGUUGAUUUAGUGACAUCCUCUCUGUUAAGGAGUGUCAUUUUCUUCCACCUCUUUGUGGUGUUACCCUACAUUUGGGUCUCAGCUCCAGCUACCCGAGGUAUGGAAGUAUAGAAAGAGGUCAUUUCUAUCAAACACGACCGAGCUCCAUCACUGUAUGCCGCCCUCCUAAUAAAAGAGAUGUAACAACAAAGAUGCACUCAAAGCAGACUGAAGAAGCGAAGUACUGACAGAGAUGGAAGCUGCAGCAUCUCUCGCUCAGGCUGGUGAAGAGGCCAGGGGCUGAACUUGAAGCACCCAGGCUUUAUUUCCUACAAUUGCUUUUAUGUGUGUGUGUGUGUGUGUGUGUGUGUGUGUGUGUGUGUGUGUGUGUGUGUGUGUGUGUGUGUGUGUGUGUGUGUGUGUGUGUGUGUGUGUGUAUAAAAGAGGUUGAAAGUACCUCCUUGCUUUUUGUGAUUUGGAAAGGUGCGUUCACUGCCUACAUCCUUUUUCUCUGUCUAUGAGCCCCCAUCCCUCUCCAUCUCUCUAUCUAUCCCCUCUCUCUCUCUCUCUCUCCCUCUCUCUCUCCCCCAUAUAUGUCUGACCUGCACUCUUGCUGCUCUGAUUUCAUGGCCAUCAUUGAAGUGUCUUUAUGAGCCGGGUCGGGUCUGGGUGGAGGGAUGGAGGGAGGAAGGGUAGAGAGGUAGACAGACUUACAGAAAGAGAGAGAGAGAAAUGCAGGGGAGGGUCUCAAGUGCUCUCACUGCUUCUACAUAAUGGCCCCCAGCUCUCGCCCACUCCAUUAGUUGCCCUGGGAGACCAGACAUCACACUCUCUCUCUCACACACACAUACACACACACACCCAGGCUCACUCUCACCACCUUUGCUGACCAACAAAGCAUCCUAGAUGCUGUCUCCGUGGCGACCACCUCCCUUAACUGUGAUGAUGAUGAGGAUGAAGAAUGAUGGAGGUUGUAGUCUAAAGAAGAUGAAAUGUGACAUUAAUGGAUGUACAGUUAUCUGAAUUGGUAUUAGUGUGUGUGUGUGUGUCUGUGUGUGUGUGUGUGUGUCUGUGUGUGUGUGUAUAGGGGGUCACUAUAGAAGAGCCGCAUUGAUAGAACACAAAAAUAAAAUUCAACUUUUUUUUUGUCUUACUUUUGUAUAACUGAUUAUUGAUUACCUGGCUUUCCUGACUAUGAUAAUUACUCGCUUCUGAUUGGUCAAAAGCCGUCAACAACCCCUUUUCAACAGUCAUUUUAUUCUGCACAGCAAGAACAACAUCAGAGACAACCAGAUUGCACACUUCGCAUGAAAUCAAUCCACAGAAAUGAGUUUCAGCAACAUUUACUUUUUCUGCAGCUGCUAAUUAAUGACGUAAUGAUGAGACAAAAAUGUAAACGUCCGUUAGCCUCAUAUAGUUGCAGAAAUGUUGCUAAAUUGAUACAAACUUAGACCAAAUGAAGCCCUUAUAUGGCCCUUUGUGGUUCUUGUCUCAGCAGUAUUUUGCUAAUUAUUUCACUGGUUACAAAUCUUUUAUUACUCAGGGGUCAGUGAUGUUUUUCUCCUCUCCCUCUGGAGUUGAUUUAGCUUGGUGGGGACUCAGCUGAGGUGAAACCCACAUAAAAACUUACUGAUACAAUCCACAACUUAUGAAAGUGGAAAAUUAAAGCAAGUUAAGCUAAGCAAGUGUAGCCAUACAACACUGGAAAUCAGAGUUUUGGUACGUAACCGCUUGAGAAGAUACUUUACCAUGAUGAUUUUGUUCUCUUGAGUUGUACGAUUAAAACUUCUUUCAUUAAUUUCACACUCUCUCUCGCAGUAUUUCCUUACAGAGCAGAGCUUUUUACCGGAGUGAAGAAAGUUUCAUUUUUUGAAUAACCCCUGAGGUAUCCUUCCUUCUUCCAGGAAUGAGAUGGAGCGCCACUUUCUGGAGCUUUUGCAGUUCAAUAUCAACGUGCCAGCCAGUGUGUAUGCCAAGUAUUACUUUGAUCUGCGGCAGCUGGCUGAUGACAACAACCUCAGUUUUCCUCUGGAGCCUCUCAACAACCAGCGAGCCCAGAAACUGGAGGUGAGUUUACUCUGAGAGACCUCCAGUUGGUCAUUUCUCAAAUUAUGUUUAUCUCUGCUCAGAUAUGUACAUUUAAGUGCAAAAAGUGCCUCUCUAUCAUGUUGUAUUAUGCAAAGCGUAUAGAUGUAGAAACUGUAUUAAAAUAUCAUGUUUUCUAUGCAAUAUUUUCAGUAACUUAGUUCUUUUCUUUUCUCUCUUUAGGCCAUUUCAAGACUUUGUGAAGACAAGUACAAGGACCUGAGUCGAACUGCAAUGAGACGAUCCUUCAGCGCAGACAACCUGAUAGGAAUCCGACACUCCAACGCUGUGCUGUCAUAGGUCAGACCUCUGCCCUCUGAAGGCCCAGCUGUCCCACAGCCUGUCCCAGACAAACAAAGCCACCAUCACAGCCGUGAGACAGGAUUUAGCCUGGAAAUGCUGCUUACCUUUGACCCUGCACGAACAGUAACUGGCGUUACGGCUGUGGAGCUGUGAGAUUGUCACAUUUAACUUGAAGUUCAGGUUUUAACCCAAACACAACUGUUGUUUUUAUGAAUCUUUUUUUUAUUUAUUCCUUACUUGUCCUUUAUUUCCAGGACAAAGAGUAAAGUAGGACUUACUCUACUGCAGUUAUCUCUGGAACGUAGUCUUUGGAUGAUGAUAAAAUUAUGAUUUCUACAAAAUGUUUUCUUUUACAGUCAUGACGGAUGAGGCUGGUGUGUAUUCAGUUUUUGUUGUUGUCAACAAACUUCAUGACAAGACUAAAACCAAUGAUGCUUUUUGAGUGUCUCUGACUCUGUGACCGCACUGUGGUGGUCCUAAAAAGCCAAAUAAGCUGUUUCUGAAAUAUUGAAAUUGAUCAUAGUUACUGCUAUACAACAAAAAUAUCAAGAACAGAUACAGCUGUUAGUGUGAACUUAAACAGAAGGUAGUGUUGCAGAUUUGUGGGGCUAUUUUAGGGGGUGGAUUUAUCAUUUUUUGCUCAAAUGAAGGGUUAAAGAGUUAAAAGUAGAAUAAUAAGAAGGAGCAACACGUCACCCAGUGUCAGAAACAUCAGAUAUUGGUUUUGGUUUUUCCAUUUGAUUUGUUGAAACUAAUGAAAUACAGAAUAUCACCAGACUAAUCCUUUAAAAAAAAGCUCCACACAUUAAAAGACAAACUUUCUUCUUGUAACUUUGAGCCAAAUUUAAGAAAUGCAAAACAUUUAAUUUCAAGGUCAUGACUUGAUUUGCUUUAAACUGUGUAUCCUUUAUUUUUCUUCUUGUGGUGACUCAUGAUAUCCACAUGUAGCAAGGGCUACAAACGGCACUUUCUUGUGCAAACCAGCCUUUAUUUUUAUAGAUCACACUAUCACAGAAAAGACAGAGUUGCGACAAAGGUGACUUCUGGGAGCAGUUCUGAUGAACUUCAGGAUUAAGCUGUGGUGUUUCAGAUGAUGCAGCAACAUGCUACCAGUGUGUUUCACCGAGUGUUCUUUUUUUAAAGACACUUUCAGAUAACUUCUCCAUUCUUUUUCAAUUACAAGUAGGAAAAAUUGAAGGAAUAAAUAACUCACACUGAUCUUAAAAAUCUUAGACCAACCCUUUUUAUUUUUAUUCUUCAAUCACAUUUAAAAUUAUAAAACCCUUUCUCAUUAAAUGUAUAAAAUGUUUGUUUACGGUUAGGUCCAACGGUUUUUGAUUUAUUUUCAGUAAGUUAUCCACAUUUUUUUAAUGUUUUUUUUUGUAUUUGUAUGAAGCAAACAGCAUGUGUCAUGAUAAAAAAAAAGUAUUGAACCAUAAAUAUUCCACAAGAGUUGACUGAAGUAAACAAACCUCCAGUCAGCUGUCAAUCAGGAGUGCCAACCUGAAGUCAGUGUCACUUCUCAGAAACACACAUGGUCGAAUAGAAGCAGUUUACAGAUUCUGGAUCAGUACUGUUACUGAGUGGCUGGGUUCAGCGGUUGGGUUGCCAUAAUGAUAAAUUGAGGGUUGGGUCUGAGUAUUGUCCCCUUCAAAUCCUGCCAUCUUGACCUUUAAGAGCCCCUAACUGAUUACAGAGUCCGUGCUUGUCCCAGGCCCCGGCCAGAGCUUUGAACAAACUACAUAGAUACUAAAGGGGAAGAAAGACUGAUGGAUACUCCCCUCCUUUUUGCUUACUAUGUAGGCUACUAGCUGUGAAAUUUGUCUUGUUUUUAAUUGAAAAAAAAAAACAUUUGCAGAUGGAGUAUUUUAAAUAAACACUAAUCAUGUAACAAAGAAA